GCGCUUCCUGGGCCGGUGGCCGCGGGGCCGCAGCACCGAGCAGCCUCUCGCGGCCGAGCCAUGCCGGCCGCACGCGUGGAGUACAUCGCGCCCUGGUGGGUGGUGUGGCUGCACAGCGUCCCGCACCUCGACCUGCGCCUGCACCGGGUGGACAGCACCUUCAGCCCCCGCGAUGAGCACUACCAGGAGUCGCUGCUGUUCCUGGGGCUGGUGGCCGCCGUCUGCCUGGGCCUGAACCUCAUCUUACUCACGGCCUAUCUGAUCUGCGUGUGCUGCUGCAGACAGGACGGCGCAGAGCAAACCAAGCAGCGCAAGUCUUGCUGUGUCACCUGGUCAGCCGUGCUGGCCGGGCUCGUCUGCUGUGCUGCGGUAGGCGUUGGUUUCUAUGGAAACAGUGAGACCAACGACGGGGUGUACCAGCUGAUGUACUCCUUGAACAACGCGAACCACACCUUCUCCGGGAUCGACAUGCUGGUGUCCGGAAUCACCCAGAAGAUGAAGGUGGACCUAGAGCAGCACCUGGCCCGACUUAGUGAGAUCUUUGCCACCCGGGGCGACUACCUCCAGACACUGAGGUUCAUGCAGCAGAUGGCCGGCAACAUUGUCGUCCAGCUGUCAAGGGUGCCCGUGUGGACAGAGGUCACAGCCGAGCUGACCGAGCUGGCUGACCAGACCGGUUACGUGGAGUACUACAGGUGGCUUUCCUACCUCCUGCUCUUCAUACUGGACCUGGUCAUCUGCUUCAUUGCCUGCCUGGGACUGGCCAGGCGCUCCAGGUGUCUCCUGGCCUCGACGCUGUGCUGCGGGCUGCUGGCCCUGCUCCUCAGCUGGACGUCCCUGGCCACGGACUCCGCCGCAGCAGUGGGCACCAGUGACUUCUGCGCAGCUCCUGACACCUUCCUCCUGAACAUGACAAAGAGCCAGCUCAGCACAGAGGUGACCCGCUACUACCUGCACUGCAGUCAGAGCAUAAGCAGCCCCUUCCAGCAGGCACUGACCGUCUUCCAGCGCUCGCUGACCACCAUGCAGAUCCAGGUGGCGGGACUGCUGCAGUUUGCUGUGCCCGUCUUCCCCACGGCAGAGAAUGAUCUGCUCAGAAUCCAGCUCCUGUUAAAUUCCUCGGAACCCAGCCUUCACCAGCUGACAGCCAUGCUGGAUUGCCGAGGGCUGCACAAGGACUACCUGGAUGCCCUCGCUGGCAUCUGCUACGACGGCAUCGAGGGCUUGCUCUACCUCGGCCUCUUCUCCCUCCUGGCUGCCCUGGCCUUCUCCACCAUGAUCUGCGCGGGCCUGCAGGCCUGGAAGCGCUUCACCACCAGGGAGAGAGACUACGAUGACAUUGAUGAAGACGACCCCUUCAACCCCCAGGCCCGGCGCAUUGCCGCCCAUAACCCGCCUCGGGGGCAGCUCCACAGCUUCUGCAGCUACAGCAGCGGCCUGGGCAGCCAGGCCAGCCUGCAGCCGCCAGCCCAGACCAUCUCCAACGCGCCUGUCUCAGAGUACAUGAACCAAGCAGUGCUCUUCGGUGGGACCCCCCGCUACGAGAACAUGCCACUCAUUGGGAGAGGCUCCCCGCCUCCCACGUACACUCCCAGCAUGAGGGCCACCUACCUGUCCCUGGCAGAUGAACACCUGCGGCACUACGGCAAUGAGUUUCCAGCCUAACAGCCUUUCAGAGGGCCCUGCCUCCUUGAUCCGUUUUGGUUUGUCAUGAAUUCACAUGAGAGCUGCGUUUCUUCAAUAGAAACCAAAGGCACGUGGACGCUGCUUGCAGGACGGGAUGGGUCCUGUUCCCACUGAGGAGCCACCGAGAGUCCGGCAGCGUCACCCCAGCUCGGCUGCCCCAGGCAGACGGAAGACCAGCCUCUCCCUCUCCAGCCUCCUCUCCACACCAGAAACAGGUCCUUUCAGUGUAAGAGCUGAGUGCUCUGAGGUCCAUCAGCUGCUUGGCUGUCCCUAAGCGGGCAGCCUGGUUCGGCUCACCCCACACCCCGCCCUCGCCAGGUGGGGAGGAGCAGUGAGGAGGGGCUAGGCCAAGCGAUCUCUCUCUCUCUCUCUCUCUCUCUCUCUCUGAGUUACCCGUCUCCUCCUGGCUGCAUGGAUGGGUCGCAUUUUCCUGUGGGUAAAGGCAGAAUGCUGAUCUAGAGGUGCUUUUAAGGAAGGCAAUGUCCUCAGUGAGACCAGAAACUGUCCAAAUCAGCCCCCCGGAGCUUGGGGGCCCCUUCUGAGCCACAGUGGGGAGGUGCUCUGCAUCGGAGGCAGGGGGCCCCAGGGCCAGGGGACCGCAGCCUCAUGCCUGGCAGGUUUCUACAGGGACACCCGGCGGGAGUAGGGGAGACUGCCAGCCUCGCUGCGACCCUCCCUUCCAAAAGCGAUGCUGCGGUGGUUCACAGCAGACAGGGACGGUCUCAGGUAUUAACACACUUUGAAAGCAACUGUAACUCUUUUUUUUUCCCCAGUGUUUUACAUACUUUGAUUAUCCAAAGAGUUGAACCUCAAAGCACAUCCCGUUUUUAUAACAGACUUGGGGCCCGUUCCAUACACUAGAUUUAUGUCGCAUCCCUCUUCAGAUUUUGCUGACACCCGCCAGCUCUUUAAGGAUCCAGGGUUGGGGGAGGGGGGACUUUAAACAAAGUAAAGAUGAGACUUCCAGUCCUAAGCUGCUGUUUGAUGGGAACGUGUGUCCAUCCCCCUCCCCCAAGAUCCUUUAAGAGAGGAAGGAAGGGCAAGCAGCAUGGACGGCCCCCUCCAGGGGAAUGGCCAGCCAGUGUUCCCCUCCCUUUUGUCUUCAAGUGAGUUUGUCCGUAAAGGUUUUAGCAAAGCUGGAGAACUGUGUCUUGAAACGAAGACAGAUGUCUUCCCUACCUCCCCCACCUCCCUGUCCCCACCCCAUUGUCCCAGGCCCCCAUACUGUACCUGCUGGGUGAGAAGGAGCUUGUUCACCAGGAGAAACUAAUAACCCAUCAUUCUGCCUGUUGAGGAGCUGGGGUCAGGGUCUUCGGCGCUGCCAACAUCCUGCCAACUCGGAGUAUCAGCACGGAAGCCUCCACUGCCUCACACGCCAAAGCAGGGACACUGGGUGGCAUGGCUUGGGACAGGGGCUCUGUUUCCAUUUUGGAAGAGCCACCUUCUCCUCAAAACAAUGACAGCAGAGUGGUUCUCAGCCCCCAGCCAAGCCCCCAUAACGCAAUGGGGCCGCAGGGCAACCAGCACUCUCAGCUGCAUUAAACCUCUACGAACCGUGUACCAUAAACACACCUUUGUAUGGCCACGUCGUGGACAGGUAGAAGCCCCGUGACAACAAGCUGUUGCUUCUUAAUCUUUCAUUAUUGGCCACUAGAGAGUUGUUUUUAAUGCAUGAAAACUAAACUAGAACCCGUGCGUGGUUCCUGGAGGAGCCAGGCAGGCACCGCUCUGCUUGGUGCCUGCGCGCCCUCGCCGG
Messenger RNA from Pteronotus mesoamericanus, 3442 nucleotides. It is a transcript of the gene TTYH2, whose product is annotated as tweety family member 2. The coding region runs from base 61 to 1665 and encodes 534 amino acids. Gene Ontology annotation, cellular component: plasma membrane. Gene Ontology annotation, molecular function: volume-sensitive chloride channel activity; intracellularly calcium-gated chloride channel activity. The transcript is spliced from 14 exons. The record is from RefSeq and is a predicted model, not a curated record. NCBI's taxonomy places the organism in Eukaryota, Metazoa, Chordata, Mammalia, Chiroptera, Mormoopidae.